AUGAUCCCAUUUACUGGAACUACUCAAUUAAAGCAAUAUGUGAAAUGUAAGCCGAAUCCAGUAGGCUUAAAAAAUUUUGUAUUGGCUUCUCCGGAUGGGCUUGUCCUUGAUUUUUUCAUUUAUCAAGGAGCAAAAACAUGGCCCUGUGGAAAACCCAAUCCAGCAUUGGGCAUUGGAGGCACAGUUGUAGAAAGACUGACCAAAAACGUUCCCAAAGGCAGUGAGAUAUUUAUGGAUAGAUAUUUUACGUCCAUGAAUUUACUGACUUUUCUCUUAGAAAAUGAGAUAUAUGCUACGGGAACAAUUCAACAAAACCGUAUCCCAAAAGAAUUGCGCACAAAGCUAUCUCUUGAUAAAGAUCUUUUAAAGAAAGGAAGAGGUAGUUUCGAUGAGAUAGUCAGGCAAGAUGAAAAAAUAUCUGUCAUCAAGUGGAUGGAUAACAAAUCAGUAUUGCUAGCUACUACAGCGGUUGGAUCCGACCCAAUUCAAACUGUUCGGAGAUGGAAUAAAACUACAAAAAAAUAUGUAAAUAUUAAUUGUCCAAAUGCCAUUACAAGGUAUAAUAACUCAAUGGGUGAUGUCGAUCUUGCAGAUCGAUUGAUUUCCUAUUAUCGCAUUGCUAUUCGCACAAAAAAGUGGCCUGUUAAAGUAUUUUGGCAUAUGGUUGAUCUGAUAAUAACAAAUUGCUGGGUUAUGUACAAGAAGGACAAAUUUGCGUGUGGUGUAUGCAAAAAAGAGAUCAUGGACUUGCUUGAAUUCAAACUGAAUAUUGGAGAAUGCUUUGCUGCAUGUGCAGAAUCCAAAAGAAGAACUUAUGAUCAAGCGUUCACAGAGAGCAGUUCAAGUGAUAAAGAUUUAUUGGUUAGAAAAAAAACCAAAACACCAAAUCCACUUCCACCAGAGGAUGUCUGCCGUACUGAAAACAGACAUUUACCAAUAUGCGGUGUUACAGAUAAAAAUAAGUUUAUGCGCUGUCGCAGAGAGGGUUGUCAUCAAAAAACUAGAUUUAAAUGCACUUCGUGUAAUGUUUUUUUAUGUAUAGCUAAUGAUAGGCAAUGUUUUUUUGAGUUUCAUUCAUAA
Teleopsis dalmanni is the source of this 1080-nucleotide messenger RNA. Its product is annotated as piggyBac transposable element-derived protein 3-like. NCBI's taxonomy places the organism in Eukaryota, Metazoa, Arthropoda, Insecta, Diptera, Diopsidae. The record is from RefSeq and is a predicted model, not a curated record. The transcript has a single exon. The coding region runs from base 1 to 1080 and encodes 359 amino acids.